Molecule: messenger RNA, 778 nt
Organism: Ochlerotatus camptorhynchus
Lineage: Eukaryota; Metazoa; Arthropoda; Insecta; Diptera; Culicidae
Product: trypsin-7-like
Exons: 3
Coding region: 29-778 (249 amino acids)
Biological process (GO): proteolysis
Molecular function (GO): serine-type endopeptidase activity
Source: RefSeq, a predicted model, not a curated record
GUUGUUGUAGAUCCUAUCCGGAGUAAUCAUGUACAAGAUUAUCGCUCUAGUUGUUUUGGCUGUUGCAGCUGUUCAUGCUGCACCAAAUGCAAGGGACAUGGAUCCAAUGGAUCCGGUUCCACAUGCCCCCUUCCAAGCAUCGCUGCGUUCGAUGCCAGUUAUGAUCCACUACUGCAGCGGUUCAAUCCUCUCCGAGCGUUGGAUUCUAACGGCAGCCCAUUGCGUUCAGGGACAUACCACCAGCAGUUUCAAAAUUGUCGUUGGCAGUUAUACCAUCGAACCGCAAGGAAUGCAAUACGACGUCGCUGAAAUCCACAAGCACCCUAACUUCGAUCCAAUUUUCUACGAACAUGACAUGGCACUGGUGAUGACCGCGUCCGAUAUGGAGCUGAGUGAGGAUGUUCAGACCAUCAAUCUACCCAGCGUAGCUUCUUCGCCUGGUGAGCUGGUGGUCCUGACUGGAUGGCGAUCAGAUUACGAAGACGAAACGCCCAACGACAUGCAGAUGGCUCGUAAGGUCACAAUCGAAAACGAAGAAUGCGCGCAGAUGCAUCUGGAUGGAGAAUCCCACGUCAACAUCUAUCCGACCAACAUGUGCGCUCGUCCACGGAUGGUAGGAUGCUACUGCAUCAUCGAUGCCGGUGCCCCAUUGGCUACGGAAGACAACGUACUGGCUGGAGUGUUCUCACUGUCGGCUGGUUGCGGCCGCAUGCUGCCGGCUGUCUACACCCGAGUUCAGAGCCAUCGCGCUUGGAUUGCUAUGGUGACAGGAAUUUAA